Myxocyprinus asiaticus (Chinese sucker) is the source of this 4255-nucleotide messenger RNA. RefSeq names its product ras-related protein Rab-3A-like. NCBI's taxonomy places the organism in Eukaryota, Metazoa, Chordata, Actinopteri, Cypriniformes, Catostomidae. Gene Ontology annotation, cellular component: synaptic vesicle membrane; synaptic vesicle; axon. Bases 83 to 745 code for a protein of 220 amino acids. Gene Ontology annotation, molecular function: GTP binding; GTPase activity. The record is from RefSeq and is a predicted model, not a curated record. The transcript is spliced from 5 exons. Gene Ontology annotation, biological process: regulation of exocytosis; protein localization to plasma membrane; axonogenesis.
AGUCGAGUGACGAAAGCACGAACGCAGGUGCACGGGCUGACUGAACUUCAUCCAAACCAUACCAAAUAAACCUCCUCUAACGAUGGCCUCAGCCAAUGAUGCUCGCUAUGGACAAAAGGAGUCUGCAGAUCAGAACUUUGACUACAUGUUCAAGAUCCUGAUCAUUGGUAACAGCAGUGUUGGUAAAACCAGCUUCCUGUUCCGCUAUGCUGAUGACUCCUUCACACCUGCUUUUGUCAGUACUGUGGGCAUAGACUUCAAAGUGAAGACCAUCUAUAGAAAUGACAAGAGGAUAAAGCUCCAAAUAUGGGACACUGCUGGGCAGGAAAGGUACAGGACCAUCACCACAGCGUACUAUCGUGGAGCCAUGGGUUUUAUUCUUAUGUAUGACAUCACCAGCGAAGAUUCCUUUAAUGCUGUUCAGGACUGGUCCACGCAAAUUAAGACAUAUUCGUGGGAUAAUGCUCAAGUGCUGCUGUUGGGAAAUAAGUGUGACAUGGAAGACGAGAGAGUAGUUGCUUCUGAGAGAGGAAGACAGCUGUCCGAACAGCUAGGCUUUGAAUACUUUGAAGCCAGUGCCAAGGACAACAUCAAUGUGAAGCAGACGUUUGAGCGGCUGGUGGACAUCAUCUGUGAGAGGAUGUCAGAGAGCCUGGAGUCUGGCGAUCCCUCUGUCACUGGAAACAAACAGUGUCCUCAGCUCACAGAGCAGCCGCAGCGCUCCCACAAGGACUGUGCUUGCUAAGAGUUACUCUCACCGUCUCCAUCAACCAUUUCCCUGCAGACUGAACUAUGGACCACUCUAUGUGGGAAUGCUUCGGUAAGAGUCAACCUCAUAGAAGAGCUGAUGUGAUAUGGCUAAGAGCCUGUCCUCAACACAUUUUGUUAUUCUUCGUAUUAGUAUUCCCACCAGUGCUAUUCUUGUCACUUAAUUAUUUGGUGGUGUCUUUAGAGCAGGCUAAAAGGCUUAAAUGUAAUAAUAAUUGGUUAGAUUUGGAUUUUGGAUAAAAAUUUAUUCCAACUUGAAUAUUGGGUGAAUCACAUGUUAUUCUUGCAUAAUAUCUUCUAAAGCAUUCUUCUAUACCUUCAGGAGCAUUUUGUAUGGAUAUUAUGAGUUUGAUAGAGGUCAGAUUCACACAACAUUAUCAGUCCAUUGUCAAGAGAUAUUUUAUUCUUGUUUAAACAACAUAUAUAUAUAUAUAUAUAUAUAUAUAUAAUAUAUAUAUAUAUAUAUAUAUAUAUAAUAAACCAAUGUACAAUAGAGUUGGCACUAGGCUGUUGUAUAAAAACUUAACAGCAUUAAAGGUCACCCCCAUUGGUGUCCAAGGAUAGAAAUUUGAUGAUGGAAAUUAAGGAGUGAGAACUAAGUGUGCAUUAAUUAAUUUGUUCCCUAUGACUUUCAACAAAGCAGGUGUAUUUUGUAAAACAUAUGAUAUAAGAAAAGUAAAAUGAUAUGUUAUACUGUAUGUAAUAAUAGAUGUAAUUAAGAAGAAUUUAUAAGUGUGUGGUUAAUUGCUUAUCGUUUUUGAAAUAUGAUGGAAUUGGUGAAUUUAAGUGGUAUUUCAGGAUUUCAGUGCUACUUGAUUGAUGCAUGUUCUGCUUUUACUCUGGAUCCUCCACAUACUGGCAGACUCAAACUCUGAUUUUACCGUUAAGAAAAUGUGCGAGUGUGUGUGCUUGUCUGGGUGCAUAUCAUUUUUUUUUUUUUUUAACAAGCAUAGAUGUUGAUUGCUGUCAUUCUCCAUGUAGAAAACAAAAUCAAAGCUUUAAUGAAGAGAAACCUGAUCAAUUAAUAUCAGCAGGGUUUUCUGGGAAAGAUUUUAAUUUGCAAAGACUAAUAUUAAAAUAAUAAUAUUAAAACAAAAUGCAUUAUUAUAAUUUUUUUGCUUUAGAUGUUUAUUUUGUUGUUAGAAAGCUUUUACACUACAAAUCCUAAAAAGAUAGUAGAGACCUGGUUAGACAUGCACUUGAUCUGUUAAAUCACUAGAGUGUUGAACUUUGUUAGUGCACACAAUAAUAUUACUGUAUGUUAAUUUACUGCUUUAUUAUUUAUUUAUAUGCAUUUUACUGGUUUAUUGUGUUUUGUAUUAAAGCAAUUGAGGACUGUUUAAAUACUGCACUGAUUCAACUCUAGGUGAUUCUAGAAUAGGGCUGAAAUGAUUAGUCGACGUUAUCGGCAACGUUGAAAAAAAAAUUGUCAACAAAAAAUUCCGUUGUCGAAUAGUUGUUUGAUGUCAUUUAACGUAACAUGAAAGCACAUUAAACUCUAAACAUGAAGCGCGAGAGCAGCACUGCAGUUCGUACCUGACUGAGGAGAGGAAGAAUUGCACAGUUCACAGUCCAGAUGCACAGCUUCAAGUGAUGUAGAUCACAGUGUGAGGGAAUUAUAAUGCAAAAAUACCAAAUAAGUAAGUACAGAAGCACUCUCGUUGUGGAAUAAGCGGAGCCAGAGCAUCUUUAAAGGAAACACCCCGGCGUUACAUCUUAAAUACAGUUAUAUUUAAUGCGUUAUAGCUUUAUUAAAGUUCAAAUAAUACGGAAGCAGAUCAUGUAAAUAAAUACAAACUCCAAAACUGGCAUUUCUCUGUGUGGUCAGCACCUCUUCUAUGAGUUGCGCGAAUGUCUCGAUCUUAGGGGGAGAAACAGAAACUGCACCCGGCUGAUGCACACUCUGUCGCGUGGAUGCUCGUCCCUCGAGCACGCACACUUAAUGCAGCUAGAUUAUAACGUGAUGGCUCGCGACUUAUUGAAUCAUAAUAUACGUGUCACUGUGCAUUUCUUGUUGUGAAGAAAAUUGACAAUACGCAGCUUUAUUAAUAAGAGAGGUUAAUAAAGAUGGAUUGAAGUGAACAGAAAGGUGAGAGAGGGAAGUCUAUGCCCCAUUAUACACUGCAACAAAAUACGUUUUUGACCUGUUUUUUUUUUGGCUUGUUUUCCAAUAUAAAUAUCUAAAACUCCUUUAAAACAAUGUACAUUUUCUUUAGCAGCUAUACUGCAGAAUAAAAAAUUGUUAUCUGAGAAUGUUGAAUAUAAUAUUAAAAAUACAAAUAUUUUAAAAUAUCUAAAAAUCCUUUAAAAAAAGAUGCUUUCACCUGAGAAGCAGCAUGUAAGAUAUUAAAACUUGCUUUUAGAGAACAGAUCUUGAAUAUAAGUAUAUUUUGUCUUUACUGCACUCGCAGAAGUAUAACCAAGUGAACAAAUACACUUACUGUAUAUACAAAAUACACUUAUUUAAGAUGCAUUCUCUUAAAGCAAGUCUAAAUAUCUUGCUUCUCAAGUAAAUGUAUCUUGUUUUAAGGAUUUUUAGACCAUUUUAAAUGGAAAACAAGACAAAAACACUUGAUAACAAUGGGAUUUUUUGCAGAGAUUUUGUUUUUAUUUUUUUACUUAAUAAAAUAGUUAUAAUAAUUGUUUCCCUUUAAUUCAGUGAAUGUCAUUUUAGAGGUAUUUUUAAAAGAUGAUUUUGCCCUCUUUAUUGUUAGUAAGCACGUUUAAGUCAGGGCACAAGCUGAAUAAUCGGUUAAGAGCUAACGAUUAAUCGUUGCAAUAAGCGCUGAAUAGUUGAAUAACCGUUCUAAUAAUCGUUAGAUUAAUCGUUAGUUGCAGCCCUAUUCUAGAACAAGUUAAGACCCCUCAAAUGUGUCACUUUUUUUUAACAGUAACGCAAAAGGGGGACAAAUGUUUGAAAAUGUCUGUAUAGCAUGUGCUGGUUUCCCCUAUGCAAUUCUGAAGCAUUGCUAUACCAAAUAGUCACUGGAUCUGCAGGGACACACUUUGUGUUUUUCAGGUGCAUAAUUGAUGAGGCCAUGAAACAUAUACCCUCCAUUUAUAACAUGUUUACAAUCCAUCUAAAACAAAUUACAACAAACUCACAGGGAUAUACUUUUUAUACAGCAAAAUCAAACAGGUUAGUGAGUUUUUCUCUUGAGAAGACACUGUUAAUAUUUGAAGCCAUAAAACUUAGUUUGAAAAGCGGAAGUUUGGUUUUGAUACUCUUUUUGUAGUUUGUCUAGCAGUUUGAGUUGUUCUUUUGUUGUUUUUUGUUAAAUUGAUUGUAAAAUAGCUUUCCACAUUUUGAAAAACCAAAAUGACGAAUAUGUUUUAAGUAUUUAACAUCAUGUAAUGCUUUCAACCUGGGAAAGAAUGGUUAGACUAAACCACUGUAUUAGCAACUGACUAUAAACAGGACACACAAUGUUAUCCGUUUUGUUCAGAAUGAAAUGGUCACAUGCAUUCCAUUUACUGAAUUAAAAUA